UUUAAAAUGUUUCCAGGAAAGAUGAGCAACUCGUUACUGGUUUAUAUAUCAUAAAUGAUUAUUUGUGAUUGUUAUAUAUUCUUUGUAUAUUAUUUAGCCUGUGAACAAUGAAUACUUCACUCCGGAAAGAAACUCUAACAGGAAUGAAAUAAACAUCCAAAAUAUCAAGAAAGAAGAAAUAAAGGAGAAUUGUGAUGUAAAACAUGGAAUAAAAUCAGAAUGUAAAGUUGAUUUGAAAAAAUUGAAAAUUGAAGUAAAAACUGAAGAUUAUAAAGAAGAUGUUCAUCUCCUAGAUGAUAAUGAAAACGUAUUUCCUGUCAACAAUGAAUUCUGCACUGUGGACGGAAACUUUAACUGGGAUGAAAUGAACAUCCAAAUUCAGGAGGAAGAGCACAUUCAGGAAUUCGAUAUUCACCAAAAUUCAGAAAAAGAAAAAAGUUUUAAAUAUAAUAUCAGAACAAAGAGGAACGUUCCUUCGAACAGAAAAUGGAAUAAAAUUCAUGAUAAGAUUAAAAGAAAAUAUUUCAAGCUGAUGUUCGCAUUUUAUUCUAAACAAGAAUUUACGUGUGAAUUAUGUAAACAGACAUUUACAAAUAAGAGAAUAUUAGAAACACAUCUGUUCUGUCAUAUCAGAAAAAAACCAUUUUGCUGCACAAACUGCAAUGAGAAGUUUUUGUGGCAAUUUCUUUUGCGAAGUCACAUGAAAGAACACCAAACUGAAAAUAAAAACGAAAUCUCUCAUAUGAAUUUACGUUUGCAGCCAUUUGGAAAUCGAGUGAAGUCAUCUCUAAGAAAUAGUAAAAAAUCUAAAAUCCAGAGGAAAAACGACAUUUGUGGUAGACGCGUUCAAUAUGGUGAAAGCUGUUUAGAGAUACAGAAGAGAAUACACAAAGUUCAUGACUGUAAAAUAUGUGGAAAACAAUUUAGAUGGAAAUGCCUAUUGUUACGUCAUGGAGCACGACAUAAUGAAGAACGUCCUUUCAAAUGCGAUAUUUGUAAUAAGGGUUUUAAAAGCAAAAUAGAAGUAAAAAUUCAUCAAGAAACUCAUAGUGAAGAACGUCCUUACAAAUGCGAUAUUUGUAAUAAGGAUUUUAAAAGGAAAGGGGAACUAAAAAUGCAUCAAAGAACUCAUAGUGAUAAACGUCCUUUCAAAUGCGAUAUUUGUAAUAAGGGUUUUAAAAGCAAAAUGGAAGUAAAAAUUCAUCAAGAAACUCAUAGUGAAGAACGUCCUUUUAAAUGCGAUAUUUGUAAUAAGGAUUUUAAAAGGAAAGGGGAACUAAAAAUGCAUCAAGUAACUCAUAGUGAAGAACGUCCUUUCAAAUGCGAUAUUUGUAAAAAAAGUUUUUAUCAGAAAAAACAACUAAAACGCCAUCAAAUUUAUCAUAGUGAAGAACGUCCUUUCAAAUGCGAUAUUUGUAAUAAGGGUUUCCAAAGCAAAAAGCAACUAAAAAGCCAUCAAGAAACUCACAGUGAAGAACGUCCUUUUAAAUGCGAUAUUUGUAAUAAGAGUUUCAAAUUGAAAACGCAACUAAAAAACCAUCAGCAAACUCACAGUGAAGAACGUCCUUUCAAAUGCGAUAUUUGUAAUAAGUGUUUUAAACGGAAAGAUAGUCUAAAAAGCCAUCAAAAUAAUCAUAGUGAAGAACGUCCUUUCAAAUGCGAAAUUUGUAAUAAGGGUUUUAAACGGAAAUAUGGUCUAAAAAGCCAUCAAAAUAUUCAUAGUGAAGAACCUCUUUUCAAAUGCGAUAUUUGUAAUAAAGGUUUCAAAUGGAAAGAGAAUUUAAAAAACCAUCGAAAUAUUCAUAGUGAAGAACGUCCUUUCAAAUGCGAUAUUUGUAAUAAGAGUUUUAAAUGGAAAGAUUUACUAAGAACCCAUCAAGUUAUUCAUAGUGAAGAACGUUCUUUCAAAUGCGAUAUUUGUAAUAAAGGUUUUAAACGGAAACAAUUAUUACAAAGCCAUCAGAAAACUCACAGUGAAGAACGUCCUUUUAAAUGCGAAAUUUGUAAUAAGGGUUUUAAUCACAAAGGUGUACUAAAAACUCAUCAAAAUAUUCAUAGUGAAGAAUCUCCUUUCAAAUGCGAUAUUUGUAAUAAGGGUUUCAAAUGGAAAUGGCAACUAAAACCCCAUCAUAAAACUCAUACUGAUGAACGUAACUAUUCUUCUUAGGUAUGUAAGAAAAGGUUUAUAAUCAAAAUGUUUGAUAAAAAAAUGUUUGAUAGCUCAUAAAAUCGUUUAUAAUGAGAAAUUCAACCAUACUUGUGAUAGGCCUAUAUGUAACAAAUAUUUUAAAACAGAACAUUAUUUGGCAUGUCGUGAAGUAGUUAAUAAUCAAUUUGAUCAUACGUAAUACGUACAACUUCCAACGUGUUGAAGGUGUCACGUGCUACAUCUCACACUCUGGCGUCAAAUUGGUAGUUUUGAGUUUUAACUUACGUGCUUUCCUGUCUCAUUAUGUGAGUUGCAACUCACGUUGAGUCGAGCAUGUGAUAUCGCUGCACGAAAGUGAAAAUGGCUGACGGAUACGCAAUUUUUUUCGCUAUAGAAGAAUUAGAAAGAGCCGAAAGACGUCGUUUGAGAAGGCAACGAAUUUUUACGACCAGGAGUAAUGCCACUUUUUUUCAUGUCAAGUCAAUACUGUACUAAUAAAAAAAAUUUAUUCAUAAUUGAUAAAAUUAUACAG
Molecule: messenger RNA, 2681 nt
Organism: Centruroides sculpturatus (bark scorpion)
Lineage: Eukaryota; Metazoa; Arthropoda; Arachnida; Scorpiones; Buthidae
Product: oocyte zinc finger protein XlCOF6-like
Exons: 4
Coding region: 365-2167 (600 amino acids)
Source: RefSeq, a predicted model, not a curated record